This is a messenger RNA of Racocetra fulgida, 4170 nucleotides long. NCBI's taxonomy places the organism in Eukaryota, Fungi, Glomeromycota, Glomeromycetes, Diversisporales, Gigasporaceae. The record is from the annotation of a GenBank genome assembly.
AUGUCAACGACGGAACCUGAGCAAAUGGAAAUAGAAAUUACGCAUGAAGAUGUUCUCGAAUUUCUUCAUCAAAAACAAAAUUGUGAUAUCGAAGGAGCAAAAAAAUUUUUAGAAUACGGCUCGACUUACCUUCUGGCUUGCUAUAAAGAAAAUGUUCCGGCACAUUGGUUUUGCAGCGAAGAAUUCGUGGAAAUUACGACAGAAUUACUACAUAUAUUUGCAUUGAAUAAUACUAAUGAACAGGUUGAAGAAUUUAAAAAUGUAAUGGCUGAUCAGCUGUCUAACUGUGUCGAUUGUGUUGAAGUAUAUUACAUUUAUAAAGAAGAUAUGCGUCAAAGAGCAUAUAACAAUACAAAUGAUGUAAAUGUACUUUUUGACGUCACUAUAAAAGCCUGGGACAGAUGUCGUGUUUACAGCGCUCUACAAAACUUGAGUCUGCAACUAGAAACAUUAACUCCAGACGUACUGACAUCAAAUUCAACUAUUGCAAUAUUAUCAGAGAUUAUGUUUAAUCCGUCUUUGCUUGCUGAUCAUUCGAUAAGUUCGCUCUAUGUCGAUUUAUUUCUUUCCAUCCCGCAGAAUAUUUUAAAAGAGAUGUGCAAAGGCUUUUUGCCCGGAAUGAUUAUUGUAUCGGUUCAUGAGAAUGAUGAUUUCAGACAAUUAUUCUGGAAAAUAAUGCAAGGAUUUCAAUUUUCAGUCAAAUUAGAAGAUUUCAAUGCUCAUGGAUAUUCUGGCCCAAUGCAAAGUGCAAUCCACCGUCUAAAAGAUUGGAAUCUUAGAAGUCCACAUUUUCAAGAAUAUCCAUAUACAAAAAAUCUCAGAUUGUAUUGGAAAGGCCUUAGGAAAGUGCUUUGCUGUCUAGAUUCAUCUACAAUUAUCUUCGGGUUGUGUCAUGAACCUACCGGAUUUUGCAAUUUGGUUGUUUCCACUAUCAAAAAUCAAGAGCAACAAGAAAUUGAGUUUGUUGAAGUUUUGAAAUGUUUACAAGUUCUUCUGAAGAUAAUUAAGAAUGAAUUUUGGAGCUACUCAUCAGUAUCCGCACAAGAUUUAAUGAUUGAAAUAUUUGAUAGUCCAGUUUUUCAUAAAGCCUCAGAAUCUCAUCCGAAGAAAUGCAAACAUCUAUUAGGAUGGGUUCCUGCGUUUGUUGAGUCAUCAAUGAAUCUUGUACAAACCAUUUUAGAGUAUUUGGUGUAUUCGUUUCAGAAGAACUCAUGGUCUAAUGAAUUGGCAGAAGAAUCUUUGGAUGUGGCGUUAAAGAUAUUGAGAAUACACAACCUCAAAAUUGACCCAAUAUUAAGUCUAAAACUCAAAAGUAUAGCCUUAAAUGAAAAGAUAACGUUUCGUAAGGUUUCGCUUGGUAGUCGACGUCUUUCUUUGAUUAAUGAAAUAUUAUCUCUCAAUACCAUAUCUGCGUCAGACAAUAAUACUAUGUCUGCGUCAAACAUCAAUAACAUGUCUGUGUCAAACAUCAAUACCAUGCCUGCUUCAAGCAUCAAUACCAUAACUAGUUCAAACAUCAAUACCAUGUCUGCUUCAAACAUCAAUACCAUGUCUGCUUCAAACACCAAUACCAUGUCUGCUUCAAACAUCAAUACCAUGUCUGCUUCAAGCAUCAAUACCAUGUCUGCUUCAAAAAUCAAUACUAUGUCUGCGUCAAACAACGUUAACGCCCCGUUCAGCAAUGGUACACUAUCAAAUUCAAUUAUUUUGGGCUCUACAACGUCAGGGUCUUCAGGAUCAUCUUCAAGUGCAAGCAUUUCCCAAACCCCUAUAAAUUCUGAUGUUGCUUUGAAGAAACCAAUGCCUAAGCCUUCUAAUAUGAGAAAACCAAUCUCAAUGAACACAUCAAGUAAAAUAUUUCCUAAUAAAAAAGGAACGAUAAGCAAAAUGAUGGAUGCAUUCAUUAAAGAAAAUCAAAUCAAGAAUAAAGAGAGGCAGGAUAUGAUACAUCAUGCAAACACAUCAAACACAUCUAGGAUAUCAAAUCAAAGACACAACUCUAUUACGAGUACUUCAGGAACAUUUGACGCAAAUACCUCUAGUACCUCUAGGAUAGCAAAUAAUAGACACAAUUAUAUUGCAGGUGAUAAACCAUUAGAUUCAACCGUAUAUACUCCAGAUACUCUUAAUCCUUUAGAAUUCAACGUAGUACAGCCUAAGCUUUUAGAACAGCCUCGACGAACGAAGUUGCUCGACUUCCGUGAAGUCAUUUCUCAUCACAGAGCACUACAAGAUAACAAACAGCAAGAGAGGAUUAUACAAAUGCGAAGGAGGGAAGACACUAUGAAACGGCUUAGGCCAAAUUUAAAAAACCUUCACAAACAAGUUUUAACGUGGAAUAUUGAUUCUAUGGGAGAAAUGCCUCCAAAUAUGCUUAGGAACGAAUAUAGACAUAUUCCAGACCAAUUUCAAACGGCGGAAGAAUAUAUAAGCAUUUUUGAACCACUUUUAGUACUUGAGAUAUGGCAAAGUUUUAUCUCAGCAAAAGAAGAAAUUGAUGAUAGUGAUUCUUAUGCUAUUGUUAUAGACAGUAGUGUGUCUAUUGAUGAUUUUAUAGAAGUGUCAUGUCAUUCUGCGGAUCAAGGACAACUCAAAGGUCUGUCAGAAAAUGACCUUGCCGCGGAGCUCAUGGACGCACAAUUAGAGCGAUAUAUCAAUAUAUACAAAAUUAAUGAAUCACAAGCUGAGGCUGUAUGGAAAGUUUUAAACAAUAAAGAUAAUAUCUCCUUAGUGCAAGGGCCACCAGGAACUGGUAAAACAAGUACAAUAGUGAGCAUUAUAAGUGAAUUGAGAUCAACGUCCACUACUUAUAAACCACGAAUUUUAGCUUGUGCACCUUCCAAUGCUGCUGUUGAUGAAAUUGAAAAAAGACUUCGAGAAGGUAUAUACGACUCUAAUGGUAACCUUGAAAGAGUUGCUGUUGCUCGGUUUGGGAAAUUGGAGAACGAUACUGAUGAAGAGACGAACAAUCUGAAAGUACGAAUGACAAACCUUUCGCAAGAAGUUAACGAAAAAAAGCGUCGUCGUCAGGAUCCACGAAUAAGUGGAUGGGAUGCUGAAACAUUAGAUGUUCAAGUAAACAAGAUUAACGAAGAAAUUGAAAAUAUACGAAGAACACUGCGCGAUUCUGAUGAUAAAAAUGAAAAACCUAAACGCAUUGUUAAAGAACUUAAUGAUGCAGACAUUAUUUGUGCAACAUUGACUGGGAGUGGUCAUGAUAUUUUGGCAGAUAUCACUUUUCAAGCGGUAAUCAUUGACGAAGCGGCACAAGCUAUCGAAUUAACAUCUCUCAUACCUAUGAAGUUUAAUCCAAGCUGGUGUGUUCUUGUUGGUGAUAGCAAUCAAUUACCACCAACAGUUCUCAUCCAUAUGCUGAAGAUGCAAUAUAGAAUGCAUCCAGAGAUUUGUAGAUUCCCCAGUAAAUUAUUUUACGAUUGUGAAUUAUAUAAUGCAGGAGGAUUACUGCAAAUUCGAACUCAGAGAUGGCAUGCAAAACCAAUCUUUGGACCUUAUAGGUUUUUUGACGUGUUAGGUAUAAUGGGGCAAGAUCAAAAUUCUUUUUUUAAUAGGGAAGAAGCAGUUAUUGGUGUUAGACUAGUCGAAACGCUUAUAAGAGAUUUUCCAGAAAUCGAUUUUAGGGAUCGAAUUGGAGUAAUAACACCAUAUAAACGACAACUUGCAGAACUAAAACGACUGUUCGCCCUAAAGAUUCCUAAUGAUUUAUACAAGGAAAUGGAGUUUAAUACUGUAGAUGGCUUUCAGGGGAAAGAAAAGGACAUUAUCAUCUUUUCAUGCGUUCGUGCCGGAAGAGAAAGUAGCGUUGGAUUCCUGAAGGAUAUAAGAAGAAUGAAUGUUGCGCUAACUCGUGCUAAGUCUUCAUUGUUCAUUCUUGGAAAUCGACAAACACUUGAAAAAAAUCCUCAUUGGAAAGAAUUGAUUGAAGAUGCAAGUAUGCCUAUGGCUUCUUUCCAAAAUACCGGAGACAUUCCACGAGAGAAUUUAGUUGGACAUCAUAUAAAUGAAAUGGUAAACUCAAGAUAUGGUCUUGGGGGUAAUAAUGGAAGAGGUGAAUGGCAUAAUAAGCGUAAUUUUGGUUCUAAUCAACGUGGUGGAGCGCGUGGAGGGAUAGCGCGUCGAGGUAAUAAAAAUAAACGAUUUAAGCGGGGAUAG